AUGGAUUGGGCCGUACCAGGAGGAAUGCCAGAAAUCAACGACGUUUUUGAUGAAGUUACCAAAAUCACUUCUGAUUUACUGCCCAAAAACUACAGCGGCGAUGUGCGCUCCACAAGAGCUGUGCAAGACUUGGUGGCACGUAUCAUCGACCAGCUCGGGGAGGAGUCCGCCGCAGCACAGGGCCUUAACAAAGUCAUCACGAGUUCGGAAAAAUUACGCAAAAAUCCCGGCCAUAUUGUGUAUCUACUUAAAGACCAUCGAGGCAAGGAGGGCAAAGGCGAGAUAAUCGGCCUGUUGAAGGUGGGCCGCAAGCACCUGUUCCUGUUCGACAGCAAGGAGGUGGUGCACGAGGUGGAGCCGCUGUGCGUGCUCGACUUCUACGUGGUGCGCGACCGCCAGCGCAUGGGCUUCGGCCGCAUGCUCUUCGAUUACAUGCUCCAUGAGCUGGAGGUCAUGGCGUGGCAGAUGGCCAUUGAUGGUCCUUCUGAAAAAAUGGAGAAAUUCCUUUCUAGGAACUUUGGCAUAGAAAAGCUGAUAAGGCAAAAUAACAACUUUGCUGUGGCGCCAAACUUCUUUGAUAGAUCCGACGAAGAGAUCAGCAACUCGGGUGGCGGUCCGUCGGCUGUCCCGACCGCCGCUGUCGGACGCUUCGCCGCCCCAAAACCAGCUUCAGCGAUCGCUAACGUCAUUCACGGCGCCGGCCACGAGCACGCAGCGCGUCGCUCGGAGUCUCCACCCGCCGCUGAAGCUGAAGCUCCUGAGGCGAGCGCAGCGGUCGCAAAUGAAGGCCAACCUAUCCGCUACUACCCUGAGGAGAUGUGGGACGACGACGAUUGGGAAGAGCCAUCGGAGCCGGAAUAUGAUGCCGAUGCAUAUGAAUUUGACCCCGACCAGCCGCCCGCCGAGCGGCAGGACGAGAUUCGUGCUCGCGGCCCCAUCCGCUACAGCCCCGUGCAGGUGGAGCGGCCCGGCUCGCUGGACGUGCAGCAGGCGGCCGCUCUGCCCGCCCCCGCUGCGCCCCCAGCCCAGCUGCCCGCCGCCGGCCUGCCGUCCGCCGGCGCGUCUGCUGCAGGCACGCCCGCGGCCGGUGCCAGUCGCAGGGACUCCCAGCUGACCGAUAAAGGCUAUUUCGACGUUAAAUAUUAUCAUAACAAACUUUGGUAA
Messenger RNA from Spodoptera littoralis (African cotton leafworm), 1164 nucleotides. NCBI's taxonomy places the organism in Eukaryota, Metazoa, Arthropoda, Insecta, Lepidoptera, Noctuidae. The record is from the annotation of a GenBank genome assembly.